Molecule: messenger RNA, 1736 nt
Organism: Tuber aestivum (summer truffle)
Lineage: Eukaryota; Fungi; Ascomycota; Pezizomycetes; Pezizales; Tuberaceae
Source: the annotation of a GenBank genome assembly
CUCCCUUGGCAGGCGAUAGACCGGGCAAACACAGAUCACGCUCUCAUAAACCAUAUCCGAGUGACGGGUGUGAUCUCGCAAGCCUACCCAGUACCAGUAUUAAGCAACCUCAAACCUCGCGGUUACGUCAUCAGUACUCCACCGGUCAACACUAUCCUAGACGACUCUUGCGGCAAAUAGUCUAUAUGCUUUAAUGAGCCAACAACCCACACCAGGCACCAGUUCUCAUGCCCCAAAUCCCCUCCAGUUUUUCUCCAAGACAGACCAGACCGUUCAGGAGAAGUAACUCGACCUACUACCCUUUUUGCCUAAACUUUUGCUUCCCAAAGAAAUAACUUAUAAACAAAUAAAGGAGAGGCACCUUUCGAUAUGCCACCAAUCCCAGUACCUACUCCGCGGGAGCUUCUACAGAGAGCGAAGAUGUUCAUUCCUCCGCUGCUGGAUAAGAUGCACAAAGGUUCGUGUCCUUGCCCUCCUAAUAGACCAUGAUCAAUUCAACUCAACCAAAAUCGACAACCCACAGGACAGCAAGGCCGUGUAGCAGUCAUUGGGGGCUGCGAAGAGUCCCCCCCCCCGACCUCCAUCCCAAACCCCAAAACUAACAACAGCCAGUUACACCGGCGCGCCUUACUUCUCAGCAAAUGCCUCCGCGUUACUAGGUACUCUACCAACCCUCCUCCAUCUUCUCCAAACCUCCCCCCGCCUCCCACACACAAAAUGCUAACUUGCACCCAAGGAGCCGACAUGUCCCACGUUAUCUGCGAACCGCAGGCGGCUCAAGUACCUGCCCCCCAACCCCAAACAACAGCACGCAAUCCUAAUAAACUAGGUUAUAAAAACCUAUUCUCCAAAUAUAAUGGUCCAUCCCUACAUGCGCCAAUCCCACCACACUCAGGAGGGCAUGCAAUCAGCGGAAGAAAUAUCCCAGAAGACGAUCGACUUACUCGAGCGCCUACACGCAAUUGUCAUAGGGCCCGGACUCGGUCGCGACGCUCUAAUGCAGGAUACAGCCGCAAAAAUAAUUGAAGCGGCGAAAGCGAGGAAUAUGCCCAUGGUUGUAGAUGCGGUAUAGCUCCCACCAACCCGCCACAAAGCUCAACGGGCAAUCACAUACUGAUGAUGACGAUAACAGGACGGGUUAUUCUUGGUGCAAAACAGACCGUCCAUUAUCAAAGGCUAUACCAAAGCAAUCCUAACCCCCAAUAGGGCCGAAUUCGCACGCCUGUGUGCAGCCAUGAAGGUGGACCCUCAAGGUUGUGAUGAGGCAGAGGUUUGUGCGAAACUAGCUAGAGCCUUCGGCGGUGUGACUAUCAUACAAAAAGGGCCCAAGGACCACAUUUCCAAUGGAAAACAGACCUUUGUAUGUGACCUUGAAGGUGGUUUAAAGAGGAGUGGUGGGCAGGGUGACACCCUCACUGGAAGCCUGGUGACGUUUCUGGCUUGGACGAGGGCUUACCGGGACAGGAUUUGGAAGUGAGUUUUUAGUUUUUCCAUACCAUCCGGAAACUAGCUUAUCAAGGAGGGGCACUGACGAAGUCGGAUACUCCAGCCACGACAACUCACUUUCGGAUUCGGAACUGAACUCGCUAUCGGCAUUUGGAGCAGCUGCCGUAACACGGUAUUGUUCACGUGUGGCGUACGAGAAGAAAGGCAGGGCACUACAGGCGAGUGAUCUGUCGGUUGAACUAGGCAAUGCUUUCAAUUACCUGUUUGAAACUGAAAACCCAAAACUCUAA